Lethenteron reissneri (Far Eastern brook lamprey) is the source of this 3138-nucleotide messenger RNA. RefSeq names its product VPS11 core subunit of CORVET and HOPS complexes (gene VPS11). Gene Ontology annotation, molecular function: protein-macromolecule adaptor activity; protein binding. Gene Ontology annotation, biological process: intracellular protein transport; vacuole organization; vesicle-mediated transport. NCBI's taxonomy places the organism in Eukaryota, Metazoa, Chordata, Hyperoartia, Petromyzontiformes, Petromyzontidae. Gene Ontology annotation, cellular component: endosome; HOPS complex. The record is from RefSeq and is a predicted model, not a curated record.
GGGGUAAUAAGAGCCAUGGCGUUCCUGCAGUGGCGGCGCUUCGCCUUCUUCGACAAAGAGGCGGCGCGGGACCCCGCGGGAGGCGCCGGGGCCUUCGAUGGUCUCGCGGCGCUCAACGUCAGCGUGUGCGCCUGCGGACGCGGGCAGAUGCUCUUCGGGGAUUUCGAAGGGAACAUUCACUUCCUCAAUCGGAAUCUGCAGCUGAGCAGCUUCAAGGCGUACGAACUGCGGGUGUCGCACCUGUACCAGCUGAAGCAGCACAACCUGUUCGUGUCGGUGGGCGAAGACGAGCAAGGAAUCAACCCCAUGGUAAAAGUGUGGAAUAUGGACAAACGUGACAAGACGGGCAUCCCACUGUGUUGCCGCAUCUUCAGAGCCAUCCCCAGCAACAAGCCGACCGAAGUGACUUGCCUCGCCAUCCAUGAGGGCCUCAACUACAUGGGCAUAGGAUUCACGGACGGCAGCGUGGUACUUAUCAAGGGAGAUAUCACACGUGACCGCCACAGCAAGACACAGGUGGUGCAUGAGAGCACGUACCCCAUCACGGGCCUGGCCUUCCGCCAGGUGGGCAAGGUGAUGCACCUCUUCGUGGUGACCACCGACAACGUGCAGUCAUACAUACUCCAGGCAAAGAUUGAGCGGCACGUGCUGGACCCCCACGGAUGUGCCCUGCGCUGCUCCACGCUCAGCGACCUCUCGCAGGACAAUCAGUUCAUCGUGGCGCGCGACGACUGCGUGUACAUGUACCAGCCCGAGGAGCGUGGGCCCUGCUUCGCCUUCGAGGGAGAGAAACGCCUCGUGUGCUGGUUCCGCGGAUACCUGGUCGUCGUCUCCAAGGACUCGAAGUCCAUGCCUAGAUCGUCCGGCAGUGGCUUGGACCGGCAAGCGAUGGACAUGCACAUGGUGACGGUGUACGACUUGGAGAACAAGCUGAUUGCCUACUCGGCACCCUUCCCUCACGUGGUGGACGUGCUGGUGGAGUGGGGCUCCCUCUUUGUAUUAACGGGCGACAACAAGCUGGUUGCCCUGCAUGAGAAGGACACGCAGACCAAGCUGGAGAUGCUGUUUAAGAAAAAUCUGUACGUGCUGGCUAUCAGCGUGGCAAAGACACAACACCUGGACACGGAUGGAUUAGCAGAGAUCUUUCGGCAGUAUGGGGAUCACCUGUACAGCAAGGGAGAUCACGAUGGAGCCAUCCAGCAGUACAUAAGGACCAUUGGCAAGUUGGAGCCGUCGUAUGUCAUUCGCAAGUUCUUAGACGCUCAGCGAAUCCACAACUUAACGGCAUACCUGCAGGCCCUGCAUCGCCAAUCCCGAGCAAACAAGGACCACACCACGUUGUUGCUCAACUGCUAUACCAAGCUCAAGGACAGCUCUAAGCUGGAAGAGUUCAUAAAGACGAGUGAAGUGGCGUUCGACGUCGAGACGGCCAUCAAGGUGCUCCGCCAGGCAGGAUACUAUGACCACGCGCUCUACCUGGCUGAGAAGGACGCACAGCACGAGUGGUACCUCAAGAUCCAGCUCGAAGACAUCAAGGACUGCCACAAAGCUCUGGUGUACAUUGCCAAGCUGCCGUUUGAGCAGGCCGAGAGCAACCUGAAGAAGUACGGCAAGACAUUGGUGCAGUACGCCCCAGUGGAGACGACAGGGCUGCUCAAAGUUCUGUGCACGGGGUACCGGCCGCGAGCUGAUCCCCACAGCGGCGACGGGGAUACCUCUGCCUUUGCGGCAGAAACUGAAAAGGCAAACCCGGAGGAAUUCAUCCACAUAUAUGCCAAUAACCGGGAGCAGCUAAAAGCAUUUUUGGAGCACAUGGCUGAGGUGCAGCCACGAUGUUCGCAGGGUGUCAACGACACCUUGCUGGAGCUUUACCUGUGCGAUUGGAUGCACGAGACUGAUCCACAGAAAAAAAAGAACCUGGAAAAUGCCACAAUGGCUUUGCUGACGAGCGGAGCGUUCAACAGCAACUUCGACAAGGCCCUCAUUAUGUGUCAGAUGAACAACUUCAAGGAUGGCAUUCUGUUCCUCUACGAGAAGGCACAGCUAUAUCAGCAGAUAGUGCGGUUUCACAUGGAGAGCGAUGACUACCAACGUGUAAUCGAAGCGUGCAAGCGCUACAGUGAUCGUGAGAGCUGCCUUUGGGAGCAGGCCCUGGGAUAUUUUGCUCGGAAGGAGGAAAACUGUCGGCCGUUCAUCACGGAGGUGCUACAGCACAUCGACCAAAACAACCUCAUGCCGCCCCUUCUUGUGGUGCAGACCCUGGCUCACAACUCAACAGCCACACUGGCAGUCAUCAAGGACUACAUCAUCCGGCGGCUACAGUCAGAGUGCGAGCAGAUAGCGGAGGAUGAGCAGUACGUGCGUGGGUAUCGAGAGGAAACGGAGAAGAUCCGUGGCCAUAUUGAGGAGCUGCGCACCAGUGCGAAAAUUUUUCAGGUGACAAAGUGCAGCGUGUGCAAGCAUCCGCUGGAGCUACCAUCUGUACACUUCUUGUGCGAGCACGCCUACCACCAGCACUGCUUCGAGGGCUACGCCGAGAGCGAUGCCGAGUGCCCCGCCUGUUUGCCCGAAAACCGCAAGCUGCAGGAGCGCAUUCGCGCUCAAGAGCAUUCACGGGACCUGCACGAGACGUUCCACCACGAGCUGCAGCAUUCAUCGGAUGGCUUCUCCGUCGUGGCCAAAUACUUUGGUCGCGGAGUGUUCAACAAGAUCACGCUGGUGACGGACAGCACGGCAGGGGGCCGGCGCGUACCAGUGGGGGGCGACCCUGUGCUGCAGAGAGAGCUCCUACUCAUGCCACAGACAGGGCGCAUGCUCUGAAUACCCACACAUCACGCAGCGCUUGGUACUUGUGUCAUGGCUGUAGGUUCUACGCAUGAGAAAAAAAAGCUAAUGCUACACAUACAGAAUCUGUACAACUUGGUGUAGAUAUAAAAGGUGCAUUGAACACGGUGAUAUUGUACGGCAUGAUUAAAAGUGUUUUUUGUACAUAGUGUUAAAUGUCAUUCAUUUGCUUCCAAUACUCUAUUUAACAAGUGUGUAAUAAUGUGCAUACUUUAAAAUAUUAAAACGGCUAAUGCAUUAAUAACGUGAAAUGCGUGCAAAUAUCCUGAUGAAUGAUUAAAACGAUCAGCUUGU